Messenger RNA from Colletes gigas, 1759 nucleotides. Its product is annotated as obg-like ATPase 1. The record is from RefSeq and is a predicted model, not a curated record. Gene Ontology annotation, molecular function: ATP binding; ATP hydrolysis activity; GTP binding. Gene Ontology annotation, cellular component: cytoplasm. Lineage: Eukaryota; Metazoa; Arthropoda; Insecta; Hymenoptera; Colletidae. The coding region runs from base 85 to 1278 and encodes 397 amino acids. The transcript is spliced from 11 exons.
ACGUCACUGUGGUGCUGUGUUCUUUUCCGUGCCACGCAUUGUACAGUGAUAUUUACUUCGUCAAAGUAUCAACGAUAUAAAAGAAUGGCGCCAAAGAAAGUUGAGGAGCCUGAAAGGAAACCACUUAUCGGCCGUGUGGGUACCAAUUUAAAAGUUGGAAUAGUAGGCAUACCGAACGUAGGGAAAUCAACUUUCUUCAACGUUCUCACCAAAAGCCAGGCAGCUGCUGAAAAUUUCCCAUUCUGCACCAUCGAUCCCAAUGAAAGUCGCGUGCCCGUACCCGACGCAAGGUUCGAUUAUCUGUGCGAAUAUUUCAAACCGGCUAGCAAAGUUCCAGCCUUCUUGAACGUGGUGGACAUCGCCGGGCUGGUUAAAGGCGCCGCCGAGGGACAAGGAUUGGGAAACAGUUUCCUCUCGCACAUCAACGCUUGCGACGGCAUUUUCCAUCUCUGUCGAGCGUUCGACGACGACGACGUAACCCACAUAGAGGGAGACGUGAAUCCCGUGAGGGAUCUCGAGAUCAUCAGCGAGGAACUGCGGCUGAAGGACAUCGAGUUCUUGAACGUGCAUCUCGAGAAAUUGGAAAAGCUCGUCGUUCGCGGAAACGAUAAAAAACUCAAGCCGGAAUAUGACACGCUGUUGAAAGUGAGAGGCGUAAUGGUGGACGAAAAAAGGCACAUCCGGUUCGCCGAUUGGAGUGCCACCGACAUCGAAGUUCUCAACAAAUAUUUGUUCCUCACGUCGAAGCCCGUUAUUUACUUAGUUAAUCUCUCUGAAAAGGAUUAUAUACGUAAAAAGAACAAAUGGUUAAUCAAAAUAAAGGAAUGGGUCGAUAAGAACGACCCCGGAGCUGUUUUGAUCCCUUUUAGCGGCGCUUUCGAGAACAAGCUCGUCGACAUGAACGAAGCCGAACGGUCUAAAUAUUUGGAAGAACAGAAAGCUACGAGCGCACUCGACAAGAUCAUCAUUCAAGGAUACAAAGCACUGCAGUUGCAAUACUUCUUCACGGCAGGGCACGAUGAAGUCAAAGCAUGGACGAUUCAGAAAGGUACGAAAGCACCCCAAGCUGCUGGAAAGAUUCACACGGACUUCGAGAAAGGAUUCAUUAUGGCCGAAGUCAUGAAGUACGACGACUUUAAAAACGAAGGAUCGGAAGCGGCAGUGAAGGCUGCUGGAAAGUAUAGACAACAGGGGCGUAACUACGUUGUCGAAGACGGGGAUAUCAUCUUUUUCAAGUUUAACGCUGGCGCUGGACUAAAAGACGCGAAGAAAAAGUGAUGGCACGCGUUGCUCAUGUUGUUGCUCGUUCAUUUGUACAUCAACAUGAUCCUCAUGUUUUGUUGCACACGUGACACACGUAUGAAACGACCAAAAUCGCUUACCAAUAUCCCUUGACGUGAUUUUUUUUUUUACAUUAUCACCGAACGAUACGUGCCACUGUCGAUCACGAUAGCAACAGUUUUAUAGCAACACUUGAUACCCGAGUAACUAUUUUUACAUGCUUUAUUACACCAUAGAAUCAAGGAGAUCCUUUCUUCCCGCGACUUGAAUAAUUUAUCGCAGUUUUCUAUCGUAUCGAUGUUGGCAACUAUCGUUGGAAUAAUCACAGCAUUUGUUUCGUGUUACAUAACGAAACGGAAUGAUAAAAAGUUAUGUUUCAAAGUUAUUAGGUGUAAAUAAAUAAUAGUGGCUUUGUAAUACAAUAUCCUGCUUCUGUUGCUCUUGGUUACCAGUGAAAAAAAAAAAGGGUAAUGUAAAA